GCCAGGGGACAGGGGGGGCUGAAAGCAGGAGGGAGGAGGGAAGGGGGAAUCACAUCUAAUCCACUGUAAAUGUCUUGAUGUGCAGCAACAGCUUAGAGGGAGGCUCAGGUUUCCAAGGGGUCGGCUAUAUUUAUCUCUGAUUCCAUGCCAGCGGGAAGGGUUUAAAUGGCACCCGGCAGUUGGCGUGAGGGGUUUGAGGGGUUGCAGGAGCCCGGGGGCUGGUGGCAAGAGCAAACAUCUCCCGACCCCAUGGAGCUCUAUGAGACUUCUCCCUACUUCUACCCCGAGCCCCGCUUCUAUGAGACUGAAAACUACCUGCCUGUUCGGCUCCCGGGCUUCGAGCCCCCCAGCUACGAGCGGGCUGACCUUGGCCUGGGCCCCGACUGCCGGGUGCCCCUGGAGGAGAAAGGCUCUGGGACCACGGAGCACUGCCCAGGCCAGUGCUUGCCCUGGGCCUGCAAGGUGUGCAAGCGGAAGACGGUGUCUGUGGAUCGAAGACGGGCAGCAACCCUGAGGGAGAAGAGGAGGCUCAAGAAGGUCAAUGAGGCCUUUGAGGCCCUGAAGAGGAGCACCCUGCUCAACCCCAACCAGCGGCUGCCCAAGGUGGAGAUCCUGCGCAGUGCCAUCCAGUACAUCGAGCGUCUGCAGGCGCUGCUCAGCUCCCUCAACCAGGAGGAGCGCGACCUGGCCUGCUACCGCGGAGCCGGGCCCCAGCCGGGGGUGCCCAGUGAAUGCAGCUCCCACAGUGCCUCCUGUAGUCCUGAGUGGGGUACUACCCUGGAGUUCAGCGGCAACCCUGGGGACCAUCUGCUCCCAGAUGAUGCUUCAGAUGCCCACAACCUGCACUCCCUCACGUCCAUCGUGGACAGCAUUACAGUGGAAGACGUCUCUGCAGCCUUCUCAGAUGAAGCCAUAGCGAACUGAGGCCGUCCAGAGGUGGGGGAAGCUCUCCAAGGAGUCCAGAGCCACAGGUACCACCGCCUUCAAAGUGGGGACCUCACAGCUGUGGAUGUUCCAGUGCCAGGAGGCCGUCCCCCAGACCUACAAGUUUCACAGACUUUCCCAUAUCUCUAAGAGGUUGGAUCAUAACCUUGAAAAGGAAGUGUCUUCCCCAUUCGGCUGGGUUUUUCCAGCUCCCUUCUCUCCAGGGAGAGGAAUCAGGGAAUAUUGGGUGUCCCCUCCUGCAUGUCAACCUGGGCCAGCAGUUGCCCCUUUCCAAAAUGCCCCUCUGUCUUAUUCCCCCCAAAAAAGAAAAAUAUUGUGAAUGAAGGGGUUAGGAUCCUGGGCAGUAUGGUUCAUAUGUUCUCAUCUCUCUCUCUCUCUCCCCAAUUCCAGUGGCUGGGCUGGGCCCGCCCUAAAUAGGGGAAAUGCUCUAUCCAGGUAUACCUGGGGGCCAAGUUAUUAUUGGGAUCCUCCCAGUGUUGUUUUGUUUUGCUUUGUUUUGUUUUUGUAAAGUGGACAUUUGACCAAUGUCUCCUUGCACCAAAAUCAGGGGCUCCUGAAAAUGGGGUUGGGGAGGCUGGGGGGAGGGGAAGAUGCUGUGGGAUUUUGAGGGAUGUUGAUUUCAUUGUUUUGUUUUGUUUUUUUACUAAGCAUUGUGUGGUUUUGCCAUGUUUUGUAAUUUUUUGCUAACUUAUUUAGAGUUCCUUUUUUUAAAAAAUAAAAAUGAAUAAAAAUCGGUUUA
Antechinus flavipes (yellow-footed antechinus) is the source of this 1684-nucleotide messenger RNA. It is a transcript of the gene MYOG, whose product is annotated as myogenin. Bases 166 to 924 code for a protein of 252 amino acids. Lineage: Eukaryota; Metazoa; Chordata; Mammalia; Dasyuromorphia; Dasyuridae. The transcript is spliced from 3 exons. Gene Ontology annotation, biological process: positive regulation of transcription by RNA polymerase II; positive regulation of myoblast differentiation; muscle organ development. The record is from RefSeq and is a predicted model, not a curated record. Gene Ontology annotation, molecular function: DNA-binding transcription factor activity, RNA polymerase II-specific; RNA polymerase II cis-regulatory region sequence-specific DNA binding; protein dimerization activity.